AUGUAUCCUCAUAUUGGAAAUAAGUUAUUAACUGGAAAUAGUAGCUUGUACUCCAAAAUAGAAUAUAAUUUGAAAAAACAUUCAAGAGAUCAAUUAUUUGGAUUUCAAAUUUAUGGAUUCAUUCCACUCAUUGAAAAAAUUUCACCAAAAUUUAGUAAUAUUUUGAAGAAUGAAAAGAUGCUUUGUUUGAUGAGUUCAUCACAACAAGAAAUUAUUCAAAAAUUAAUUGAUUCUUUGCUGUAUGAUAAGAACAAGGUAAAGUUUAGCAAAGAAGAAGUGUUGGAUGUUUUAUUCAUUUUGGGUUUAUUUAAGAAUGGUGAAUUUAUUGAUUUGAAAAGAUCAUUGACAAGUGAAUUUGUGAACUCAUUCACAUUAGAAAAUCUUACUUUCAAAUGGGAAACAAUUGAAAAUUUACUCAAAACUUGCAAUGAGGAAUUUGGUAUUCAAAAUUACAUUCUCGAUCAAUUGAAUAACCAUUGCAUUGAAUAUGCUGCUGUUCAAAUGCAAACCAAAGAAGGAAACACUUUAUUAUCGACUCUUCCAAUAAUUAUGAGAAAUGCUACUGCCAUAUUUCCAAAAAUGAUCAUUGCUCAACCAACUGCAAUUAAUAUUGAGGAAACAAUUGAAAAUGAACCACAAACAAUUGAAUCAUUAUAUGGUGAUAUGAAAACAAGUGAUGUAAAAAUCAAAAUGGGACAAAACAAAUACUUAUAUUGUCACAAAACUGUAUUGAGUUCAUCAAGUACAUUGUUUAAUGCAUUAUUUGACAGUGGAUCUUGUUUCAGUGAUUUGAGUGAUGAUGGAAUAUUCACACCUGACGAAUCAGAAGAUUUGGAAUUAUUGGAAAUUGUGAUCAAAUAUUGUUAUAGAAUUUCAAUUGACAAAAUUGAUGCUGUUAAAAUUAUUGGAUUACUUGAUAUGGCAAUGAAACAUGAAAUUCAAUAUCUAAUCAAUUAUUGCAAGAAUAACUUUACUCUAUCCAUUGAUAAUUACUUUGCUAUGCUUGAAGUUUGUGAAAAUUAUUUUGAUUUACAACUAUUUGAGCAAUUUUUGAGAGAGAUUCUCAAGUUUAGCAUUGUCAACAGAAAACAACUCUUCAUAGAUCAAAAUAGAAUUUCCAAAUUACCUGAAAAAUUUUGGCAAGAAAUCUUAAAGCUUUCACAGGACUUUUGA
Messenger RNA from Naegleria gruberi, 1173 nucleotides. RefSeq lists its product as uncharacterized. The coding region runs from base 1 to 1173 and encodes 390 amino acids. Lineage: Eukaryota; Heterolobosea; Eutetramitea; Acrasida; Naegleriidae. The transcript has a single exon. Gene Ontology annotation, molecular function: protein binding. The record is from RefSeq and is a predicted model, not a curated record.